This is a messenger RNA of Colletotrichum chrysophilum, 708 nucleotides long. RefSeq lists its product as uncharacterized. Bases 1 to 708 code for a protein of 235 amino acids. The transcript is spliced from 4 exons. Lineage: Eukaryota; Fungi; Ascomycota; Sordariomycetes; Glomerellales; Glomerellaceae. The record is from RefSeq and is a predicted model, not a curated record.
AUGUUCUCCUACGACAUCUAUGCUGCGGUGGAGCGUUUCGGCCGUGAGCUGAAUGAUAUCCGCCGCAGUGCAGAAGAGCGGGAAACCGCAGCGAAGAGAGAUUUGGACGCAGAGACCAUAGCAUUCCAGACAAGAAUUAAAGCGAUUCGAGAGCGAAUGAUACAGCUACAGCAGCAGAUGAAGGCGUGUCGACAGGAGGAAGAUGCUGCUUGUGAACACCAGACAGAGAUCGAGGAGGCCUACGAGGCGGCUGUCCAGCACAGGCGCAAGGUUUCAGCCUUUCCAAACACUCAAAACAUGCUUGACUUCAGACCGGUCGAAGACGCGCCCGCGACGCCAGGCAAAAGACUUUGCUACGCAACUCCGGCUACGAAAUCCAUCGAGAAGACAGUCGACUUCAACAGGCUUUACAACAACAGAGAUGCGAAGUACAAGCACCGAAUAGUCCAAGCGGUCACAGCUGCAGGUUCCCACCUGAAGGGCUACGCUCACAACAGACCCUCAGCUGCCCUCCCAGCCGUCAUUGAGGCUUUUGGCGUUCGAGUCACAGGCUGCGACAAGGACAAAGCGGAGCUGAACAACGAGAGAUUCAAGAGAGCUUUGGAUGAGGGGUACCAGGUGUUGAAGUCCGCUAAGCGUCAUAACGCACCUAGAAACAUGCUAACCGGUGCGUAUCUUAAAGCUAAGCAACAGCGUGAAACUUGCUGA